Thermothelomyces thermophilus ATCC 42464 is the source of this 493-nucleotide messenger RNA. RefSeq lists its product as uncharacterized. Bases 117 to 350 code for a protein of 77 amino acids. NCBI's taxonomy places the organism in Eukaryota, Fungi, Ascomycota, Sordariomycetes, Sordariales, Chaetomiaceae. The record is from RefSeq and is a predicted model, not a curated record. The transcript has a single exon.
GCAGUAAUUAGGCUGCUCCAGGGUUUGUAGGAGACUGCUAGCGACAACAACCGCAAGUUCCUAGUGCUUUACUUUUCCUUCGAGCCCACCAGACCGAGAAAUGCACAUUUGCCGCCAUGCUACUCUUGUUGAUUUGGCAAGUGGCUCGCCAGGGCGAAGUGGUCUUGGAGAUUGUGUACCGGCGUGUGAUGGAGGCCGACCAGCGCACAGUCCGGUCUGUUUCUUUGCUACGCGGCCUUGCCGAGAUGGCCCUGAAAGUACAAACUUUCUGUUUCGUUGCUGUGGACGGGCUUGAUGAAUGCGACGGCUCACACUUGGGACCUGAGGACGCGCAAGAGGAAGUGGCUUGAGUCGCUUAUGAACGGCCCAGGCUACGACCCUGACGCUGGAAGAGACAGGGCCGACAAAGGUGACGGUUCUAUAGGCAGAUUUUGGACCUGGUAAUCUGUGCUGAGCGCCCGUUGUUCUGGAAAGAGAUCUAAAGCCGCUUUUG